AUGGAUGUGGAAGAGAAGAAUGCUCCUUUUAGAGGAUUAGUCAAUCCACCAUCUGGUGACCUGCAUUUCUUGCUUAAAUUCGUCAUGAGCACUUUCUUGGGUCCUGAUGUGUACUCUGAUAACCCCAGAUGCUCGGCAGCUCAUAGAUUAGCUAAAGGGUUACCACCAUACACUUCAAACAACCUGGGUGACUCAUCUCUCCGCGUUUCUCAAUUGGAGAGCUUGUAUUACCAUGUCCUAAGACAUGCUCAUCCCAGCCUUGUUUUGAAUCCAAAUAUGUUGUAUUUGCAUCUUGAAGGCAAGUUGCAUCUGUCGGGCUCAGGGGCAAUUGAGGACUGUAAGCAGUUCAUAAGUUUUUUCCCUUUGAGUAUUCAUGGCCAUAAGAGGUACUCGACAAGCCAUGGAAUCGUGCAGGGGAUUGUUCUUAUUGAGAAUACCGAUACAUCUUACAUGAAAAAGGAGGACCUGGAAAGGUUCAAAUAG
Messenger RNA from Dovyalis caffra, 483 nucleotides. Lineage: Eukaryota; Viridiplantae; Streptophyta; Magnoliopsida; Malpighiales; Salicaceae. The record is from the annotation of a GenBank genome assembly.